Molecule: messenger RNA, 1492 nt
Organism: Diachasma alloeum
Lineage: Eukaryota; Metazoa; Arthropoda; Insecta; Hymenoptera; Braconidae
Gene: Hmg-2
Product: high mobility group protein 20A
Exons: 4
Coding region: 115-1101 (328 amino acids)
Biological process (GO): regulation of gene expression
Cellular component (GO): nucleus
Source: RefSeq, a predicted model, not a curated record
GCCAACUUCAGUUCGGUCGUCUCGAAAACAAAAACGUCAAACUUAACCUCGUAAAACCUCGUAAAUCCCCUCAUAAAACCUCGGAAAUCCUUUUUUUCGACUGAUUGAGUGAAAAUGAGUGAAUCUGCGGGAGGUGCAGAGGCUGCAGAGACGAAUGGAGAUGCAGGACAGUCCUCGUUCAAUGGAGAGACUGAUGAGCAUCUCCAGAAGUCACCAGGAAGUGCAGAAGACAAGGCCCCCGAACGAAUUGGACAAGACUUGGUGUUAGAAAACCCCUCGAAGAAGUCCAUUUCCACCCCAGGGAGUUCAAAUCGUUCAAAAAAAAGGAAGAAAGCCCCGAGGGAUGCAACAGCCCCCAAGCAGCCCCUCACUGGCUACUUCCGAUUCCUGAACGAUCGGCGAGAGAAGGUGAGGGCCGAAAACCCCACCAUGUCCUUUGCGGAGUUGACGAAACUCCUGGCUGCGGAGUGGAGUUCUCUCCCUGUUGAGCAGAAGCAGCAGUACCUUGAUGCUGCUGAGCAGGACAAAGAGAGGUACAACAAGGAAUUCAGUGAUUACAAACAGACUGAGGCUUAUAAAUUAUUCACGGAGAGACAGAGCAACGAGAAAGGCGCAGAGGGGAAGAAGGAGAGGAAUGGAACUGCUGAGAAUAAUGAACCUGUGGAGCCACCAACACCCGAGAAAGACACAGAUUUCUCUGGCUUCGAUAUUCCCAUCUUCACUGAAGAAUUUCUCGAUCACAAUAAAGCCUGCGAAUCUGAGCUGCGUCAGCUCAGAAAAGCCACUUCUGAUCAUGAAGCUCAGAAUGCCGUGCUCCAGCGUCAUGUGGACAGUCUCCAUGCUGCUGUCAAUAGACUAGAGUCUGAGACGAACCAGCAGAGAACAGCCAAUCAAUCGUUACAGCGACAUUUGGAUGCCCUCAGGGGACAGCUGGCUGGAUGUUUUGCUAGUAUUGCACUUCCAGGUACGAAUGAAGGAGCAACACCUCAAAAUAUCGACAACUACGUUGAAAAACUUGAGACUUUACUGAGUGGAAAUGCAGAGCCAUCUCUUCGAAAUGCCCUCCGAUCAGCAGUCUCUCGUCUUGAACUAUUGGGAUGACGUUCACCCCCGGGUGCCACUCCAACAUCACCGCCCAAGCAUCGUUCUCGUCAUUCCCAUCGUAAAUAAUCUCUAUCUUCGAAUUAAUUUUUUAAAAAUCGAAACAUUAUCCACAAUUAUUUCAUUUGUAAAAUCCAGACUCAGAAAAGGUUUUAUUUACAUUAUUACCACCAAGUACUUGUGAUUUACAAGUUGUCAUUCAGACAUUCUCAGUCGACUCAUAUAUUAAUUAAAUUACUUACAUAAACAACUUAAAUUAAUUUAAUACAAACGAAUAAACAAUUUACUAAAGACUAAGAGAAAGCACUCGCAGUUGAAAAUUAAUGUUAUAAUUGGUCAUAAUUGGCAAAUUGUCCUUUAAAGAAUCGAUAAAGGCACAUAAAAAAUUUGG